AUGGGAUCUGGUUUCAGCGGCUGCGUCCGGCAACAAAGUCCAAAUAGGUCCAAAGACGGUGAGGCAAUACCUUUCAACAACCCUUCAUCCACUGUUCAGAGCUCCAACACAGCGUUUGCUCUGGACCUUUACCGUACACUGAGUGAAAACCAUGCAGAUGGAAACAUAUUCUUCUCCCCUCUGAGCAUCAGUUCAGCUCUGGCCAUGGUCUACCUGGGGGCCAAAGGAGACACCGCCGAACAGAUAGCAAAGGUAGCCCUAUGCCAGCAUGCACUCUCACACAAACAAACACACACACACACACACACACACACACACACACACAAGCAACCGAUUUUGUUCUAUGUUUCAUGUAUAUGAUCAUUUACCAGCCCUGUCUGUCUUUGCCACAGCACUCAACCUGGCAAGUGUGUGUAAGAGAUACUACUCACUCAUUCUACUAUUCCUAGACCCUGUGUCUCGACACUGCCACUGACGUCCACUCUGAUUUUCAAAACCUCAGCUCAAACACCAACAAACCCUCAGCUUCAUACCAACUGAAACUGGUCAACUGCCUGUAUGGAGAAGAGACCUUCAACUUCUUCCCAGUGAGUUAGACCAGCUCCUUCCCAAAUAUCUAGCAGCAGACAGUAGCCCUGCUGAAUCUCUGCCUUGUUUGUAGCCCUGCUGAAUCUCUCUGCCUUGUUUGCAAAUGUUGUCAUUCCUCUUUCCCCAACUUGACAAUUGUGAAAAUAUAGGAAAUAUUGAUGACCAUUGGAAAUAUUCUGCUAAAAAAUAAAAUAAAAUAAAAUGUUAUUUGUCACAUACACGUGUUUAGCAGAUGUUAUAGCGGGUGUAGCGAAAUGCUUGUGCUUCUAGCUCCGACAGUGCAGUAAUAUCUAACAAGUAAUAUCUAACAAUUUCACAACAUAUACCCAAUACACACAAAACUAGUAAGGAAUGGGAUUUAAGAAUAUAUACAUAUAUGGACAAGCGAUGACAGAGCGGCAUGGACUAAGAUACAGUAGAAUAUUCUAGAAUAGACUCUUUGGUACCAUGCUCGGCUGCUUUACUUUAGAGUGACUCUAUAGGGUGUUUGAUUUUGAACUACCUCCUCUAGGAGUUCAUUGAAGCCACACAGAAGUUCUACCAAUCAGAGCUGAAGGCUGUGGACUUCAUUGGGGCUGCAGAGGAGUCCAGAGCACGAAUCAACAGCUGGGUGGAAAAGAAAACAGACAGUAAGAUGACUGGUGGAACUCAGGAGUGUAAAAUAUAACUAUUGUACGUUUUAAUGUAAGGAUGUGUCCGCUCCAACUACAGAAGUUGGGGGGAUUCAGAUCGAUCGUUGAAGGGAUCAGUGGAUCCGUUCAUUAUUUGUGUUCUUUAUCUACAGAUAAAAUUAAAGCGAUGUUGAAACCUGAAGCUCUAAGCAGCAUGACCAGGUUGGUUCUUGUGAAUGCAAUCUACUUUAAAGCACAGUGGAUAAGUGAGUUCCAUGAAGCCGAUACCAUGGAACAUACCUUUAAAGUCAAUGAGGUGAGAGAACUACAGUGUCUGAAAAUCCUGUAUUUGAGUCAUAAUAAGCAGAGUGUAGAAAAUCCACUGUCUGCAACAAUUGCAUAAUUGCAACCAGCCCCCCCAAAAACAUUUUUUUUGUUCAAGCCAUAAAACUUCUGGAAAUACAGUCCUCAAACAUGGUCCUGGAUUACAUGUGUGUGUAUGUGUCAUUUGUACUGUGAUUAUUGAUGUCUCUUUUGUGUGGUUUCAGAACGAGAAAAGACAGGUGCAGAUGAUGGUUCAAGUCAAGAAGUUACCAUACAACUACAUAUCCCAGUUCAAUCUCCAAAUCCUGGAGCUUCCGUAUAAAGGGGAGGAGCUGAGCAUGUUCUUCCUUCUGCCUGCAGAGUCCAAUGACCCUGAGCAGUUACUGAAUGUAGGUGUAGCCAAAACCACUAUUGACCCAGCCUUUAGCUCAGAGGGCUAUUAGCCUUGAGUUGCGUGGAAGACCAUGGUUCAAUACUCUGUGGAUCAUACACCCACAACUUUUCCAGUAUGAAGCACAGGAUGUUGGUGGCACCUUAAUUGGGGAGGAUGGGCUCGUGGUAAUGGCUGGAGCGGAAUCAGUGGAAUGGUAUCAAAUACAUCAAACAUGGUUUGAUGCCUUUCCAUUUGCUCCGUUCCAGCCAUUAUUAUGAGCCGUCCUCCCCUCAGCAACCUCCACUGGUAUGUAGAUAUAGUGAAAACCUCUGCUGUCAUUUAAUUACUUGGAAAGUAAAACGUCACGAAGAAAUUUCUCUACAAACUGACUAUAAAAACAUAUAUCUUCUUACCUUUUAAAUGCGUUAACAUAAGACUGGCAACAAGGUUCAUAUCCCGCCAAUGUAGAGCUGUGCUGUGUUAUAUACAAUGGAGGCUGCUGAGGGGUGGACGCCUCAUAAUAGUGGCUGGAACGGAGCAAAUUGAAUCAAACACAUUGAAACCAUAUGUUUGAUGUUGUUGAUACCUUUCCAAGUAUUCCGAUCCAGCCAAUUACCACGUGCCCGUCCUCCCCAAUUAAGGUGCCACCAACAUCCUGUGGUUACAUCAUCCCCUGUUUGUUCUGAUUGGUCGUUCCCUACUGUUUGACACAGCUGGGGAGAGCGCUGACACCGAAGAGGAUCCACAAGUGGACCAGACGGCAGAACAUGGGCACGAGGACCAAAGUCCACAUUUCGAUCCCCAAGUUUAAACUGCAAGAGGACUACCAGUUGAACGCACCCCUGGCCUCGCUGGGCAUGGUGGAUGUGUUCGACCAGGACAGAGCAGACCUGUCUGGGAUGAGCGCAGCGAUGGAAGAUAGGCUCUACCUAUCCACUGUAGCCCACAAGGCCUUUGUGGACGUGAACGAGAGAGGCACCGAGGCAGGUGCAUCCACAGAGGCAAAGGGCGUAUCGUACGGUAUCAGUAAUCCACAUUACUUCACGGCAGACCACCCCUUUAUUUUCUUCAUUAGACACAACCAGACCAAAGCCAUUCUGUUUCUGGGCAGGUUCUCCUCACCCGAGGAGAGUGACAGGGAGGGCAGAUCUUUGUUUUGA
Messenger RNA from Coregonus sp. 'balchen', 3056 nucleotides. The record is from the annotation of a GenBank genome assembly. Lineage: Eukaryota; Metazoa; Chordata; Actinopteri; Salmoniformes; Salmonidae.